AUGUAUAAUAUUGAUUUUACGACUCCUAGAUGGCUUAUAAUUUAUUAUCACUCGGUAUCAUUUACCUCAAUUAUUCUGAACAGUUUGGGAUUCUAUCUAACAACUUUUGAAUGUCAGAAAAUGAAUAAAUAUAGAUAUUACUUACUUUCCUUUCAGAUCUGCUGCACUAUUACAGACACCCACCUGAGUUUUCUCAUGCAGCCCAUCCCAUUUUAUCCGAUUCUAGCUGGCUAUAUCGAAGGAGUUUUGAAAUACGUUUUGGAAUCCCCUGUAGAAAUUGCAAUGGAUAUACUUUUUGUGAUAGUUAUUUUAAACAUUGAAAGUUUUUUCCUAUGCACUCAUUUUAAGCAUCAAUCCUUGGCGACUAUUCUAAUGCAGCAUAUUUUUCCAAAAUGGUAUGACUUAUCCAUUUACAUAAUCUGUGCAGUUGCUCCAAUUAUUGGUGGAAUUUGGUUUUUUCUAUUAAUGCCAACUAAAAAAGAACAGUGGGAGUAUAUAAUUGAGGCAUAUCCCGACUACCUCGACGAUUUCCAAUCCUUGGCGCAUUUUACGAUAUUCCGAAAAUCGAUCGGCAUGAUUUUCUUCUUUCUCUUCUUACUCGGAGGUAUAUCUGGAUUGCUCUUUCUACUCACCUUGUAUCUAAUUGAUAUUUUCCGAAUGAUGAGUAUUUUGAAGACUAAAAUAUCAAAAAGUAACUAUAAAAAGCAUCAUGAUGGUGUUCGAAGUAUUCAAGUUUCCAUUGCAACUUCCGCCGUAGCAGUUAUAUGCCCCUCCUUCAUCGUCGUGAUUGUCCUUUUUGAUGUUGGAAAUGCUCAAUUGCUCACUGAAUUGGCUGUUGCUGUCGUGGGAACUCAUGGAUCAAUUAAUGUUAUUUGUAUGCUUGUGUUCUUUCCACCGUAUCGAGAUUUCAUGAGAAAAUCCUUUAAAAAGAAGAAACACAGGAUCAUUGAAGCAAACUCAGCAGUUGUCACUAUGUGA
Caenorhabditis elegans is the source of this 978-nucleotide messenger RNA. It is a transcript of the gene sri-65, whose product is annotated as Serpentine Receptor, class H. NCBI's taxonomy places the organism in Eukaryota, Metazoa, Nematoda, Chromadorea, Rhabditida, Rhabditidae. The coding region runs from base 1 to 978 and encodes 325 amino acids. The transcript has 5 exons. The record is from RefSeq and is marked reviewed.